Temnothorax curvispinosus is the source of this 1054-nucleotide messenger RNA. RefSeq names its product proteasome subunit beta type-7 (gene Prosbeta2). NCBI's taxonomy places the organism in Eukaryota, Metazoa, Arthropoda, Insecta, Hymenoptera, Formicidae. The record is from RefSeq and is a predicted model, not a curated record. The transcript is spliced from 4 exons. Gene Ontology annotation, molecular function: threonine-type endopeptidase activity. Gene Ontology annotation, cellular component: proteasome core complex. The coding region runs from base 99 to 926 and encodes 275 amino acids.
CGAAUGGUCAACAUAACCCAAAGUUGACUGCCAGAUUAGUGGACGGUGUUGUAGUUGUGUCACUUUUGAUCGCCGAUAUUUGACACACGAGAUAAAUCAUGACUUCGCUUCUCGCGCCGGAAAUCCCGCCGUCAGGUUUUUCCUUCGAUCUCUGCCAAAGAAACAAUGCCUUGAUCAAAAAAGGCUUUGCCGCUCCGAAAGUAGUCAAGACAGGUACCACCAUCGCUGGAGUAGUAUACAAGGAUGGCGUUAUUCUCGGCGGUGAUACACGAGCCACCGAGGACACUAUUGUGGCUGACAAGUACAGCUUGAAGAUCCAUUAUCUCGCCCCCAAUAUGUACUGUUGCGGAGCCGGUACAGCGGCCGACACUGAAAUGACCACCGAGAUGAUAGCUAGCCAAUUGGAGCUGCAUCGUCUGAAUACUGGCCGUGUCGUGCCUGUAUGCACCGCCAAUACUUUGAUAAAACAAAUGCUAUUCCGUUAUCAGGGUCAUAUCGGUGCUGCGCUCAUCUUGGGCGGUUUUGAUAUUGACGGACCCCAGUUGUACUGCAUUUAUCCGCAUGGUUCAACCGAGAAGUUGAAGUACACCACCAUGGGAUCUGGCUCACUGGCUGCUAUGGCGGUCUUCGAAAGCAGAUGGAAGCCUGACAUGCCGGAAGAGGAUGCGAAGCAGUUGGUGGCGGACGGCAUUCGCGCGGGCGUGUUCAACGAUCUUGCGUCGGGAUCCAACGUGGAUCUCUGCAUCAUUCGCAAGAACAGCGUCGAGUACUUGCGACCGUAUGACACCGCCAGUGUGAAGGGCGAGCGGCAGAUCAGCUAUCGCUACAAGUCCGGCACCACAUCGGUGCUCACGAAAACAAUAAAACCGAUUGUCGUGGAGGAGGAGACAGUGCGCACGAUCGAACUUAUGGACACGUCCGCAUGAAACUCCGUUAAUUAAUCUAGCGUUCUAUAUAAGCUUCAAAUAAUAAUUUUUUUUUCAAGCAAUGAGAAUUGUCGAUCAUAGAUCAAUUCGAUGUUUGUAAUAAAGAUAUUACCGGGAUUGCGCAGGAA